Molecule: messenger RNA, 309 nt
Organism: Prorocentrum cordatum
Lineage: Eukaryota; Dinophyceae; Prorocentrales; Prorocentraceae
Source: the annotation of a GenBank genome assembly
GCCCAUGGCCGGCGUGAAGGCCGAGGCGGCGCUCGCCUCCGACUCCAGCUCUGCUGCGGAGAGCAGCUCGUCGCAGGACGCUGGCCAGGGGCGAUGGAACCGCUGGGCUACGCUCGUGGCCGGGAUCUUCCUCAUGCUGGUGAGCGGCUCCGUGUUCACGUUCGGCUCCAUCGGCGGCCAGGUGAAGGAGGCGCUGGGAGCCACGGAGGCCGAGACGCAGCUGAUCGGGGUCGCCGGCAACGUGGGCCUGUGGACGAACGUGGUGGGCGGGCUGCUGAUGGAGAAGAUCGGCGUGCGACCCACCAUCUG